This is a messenger RNA of Phytophthora nicotianae INRA-310, 735 nucleotides long. RefSeq lists its product as hypothetical. The transcript has a single exon. The coding region runs from base 1 to 735 and encodes 244 amino acids. NCBI's taxonomy places the organism in Eukaryota, Oomycota, Peronosporomycetes, Peronosporales, Peronosporaceae. The record is from RefSeq and is a predicted model, not a curated record.
AUGCGCCUCCAUCCCGCUCUGUUAGCAGUGGCACUAGCAUGCCUCGCAAGUUGUACCCAGACGCUCGCGACGUCUGUCGAGUCAAGCUCAACGAAGUGGUCUCCAGUCAUUACAUCCAACACAUUUUACCGCGCAAGACUCCUGCGUGGUGUAGCAACUUCCGACGACGCUGAAGAGAGGGAUUUCUUUUCGCAAAUGGCAGAAGCAGUCGCCAAGUGGGGGACAACGACGGCUUUACUCAGUCUUGGGAAGACUGACGACGAAGCCAAGAAGAUUCUUGGGCUGGAAAAGCUGUCGGGGGAAGCGCUCAAAUCUCACGCGAACUACCAUAUUUUGGACGAAUUCCUGUCUAAGCUUCGAUCGCGUAAGGUGACCCAGUGGCUAAACAAAGAUACUACCACCGAUGAAGUCUGGAAAGCUUUACAGCUGGACGAUUUGAGCACGAAGCUCGAUGCAAAAGAAUUCAAACAGUCCGAGGCGUUAAAAACCUACGUGGAGUACGUGAAGAAGCUGGACGACGAUAUUGUUAAGUUCAAGAGAGCCAGCUUUGAGCCUGACAACAGCUCUCCACUUGAGUUGGCUGUGAAAAUCCACAUUUGGGCCAAGGCAGGGAGAGAUCCAGCGCAUGCCCUCGAGAUAAUGGGCAUGAAUGCGCUGAAAGGCAGCAAGAAUCGCAAAUUCUACGAAGAAUUCCUGGAUUUGAUCAAUGGUAGAAAGCCGAUAAUCGACUACUAG